AUGUCUGAUUUCUGGAGUGAAAACAAAGGUACUUUCAAGAAGGUUGGUAUUGCAACCAUCAAAGGGACAGCUAAGGGCACGGUAUUCUUGACAAAGACCGGUUACAAAGCGGUGCAGAAUGCUAGAGGCAAAGAAGGUGUGAACCAAGAGAACAAUAAAAAGGAAGGCGAGGAUGAGGCCACAGAGGGAUCAAAUGCUUCCUCUACCUCUUACGGUUAUAGGCCACCACCAACCAGAAGUUACACUACACCAACAUCGUUUGCCUCGCCUCCUACCCAUCACUCAAUCUCGGGGGGUUCUGUCACGAAUCAACCUCAGGCUCAACAACCAACUUAUGCUUCCUCUGUAGCAUAUCAGGCAACUCCAAUACAAACAACUAUAUCAUCGCAAGCUGCACCAAUUUCUCAAGGCUCAGUUACUCAGCCUGGUUAUCAUCAUUAUCAGCAACAACAACAACAACAACACUAUAAUUUCGAGGCUUCCAGCGAUGAAGUCACCAGGCCUACCAAUUUAUUGGCACAAUUCAGAUCAUCGACUAGUCUGGUGCCGAAAAUCAAUAGCUUUUCAAGCGUUUCUCCACUGUCUCAACCACAAUCUAUUUCAAACACGGUCAGUGAUUUCGGGUACCAAAGAGCUGCAGUGCCUUUGCCUCCUUCUCAAUCUCAACCGGUUGCCAUACCGGUCGCAGCCAUUCCCCCACCUACUAUGAAGAAGAUUGACAUCUCUGCAUUGCCUCCUCCUCCAAUACACAAAGAUAGGGGCAAAAAAAUUGACGUUGCACCAGAACCAAAAAAUGCUACUUUGAAUACCAUUCAACAACAACCUGCCAGACCAACAGCACCACUCUCAACGGAUACAAACCCUCCGAGCCCUGUGGUUCUCGAGGAUCGUGCUUCACUACAAGCCAGGGAAACGACGGGAAGCGGUACUAACUUGCAAGCUACUACCAAGCCUCCUCCAUCAUUGCCUUCUCGUGUAAUCCCCCCUCCUCCAGUAUCAAGAGGCACUUCUUCUUCUUUUUCUUCUUUUUCUUCCUCAAAUAAUGCUUCCAAGGAAACCUCCCCUGUCCCACCAGCUUUAAAAAGACCAGUGGUUGAUAAUACCAAGGAGAUCUUUGCGCCACCUCCAAGACCUCAUGGUACCAAAAGCUCUGUGGCCAAAAGUCCAGAACCAAAUAUGCCUGUUACAUCAACUACCGGCCCAUCUUUGAGAUUGCCUCCUUCUAGACCGACACCUCAAACCCCUGGAAACUCAUCAACACCAACACCCGAACCUCAAAACUCGAGGAAAAUGACGAGCCCUAUUGCCUCCACCGAAUCACUAAAGAAGUUUGCACCACCUCCUAGACCUUAUAACUCCACUGCGCCUGUGGCGAAAAGUCAGAACGUGUUUGAAAAAGUUCGGCAGCAAAGGGAACAAGAUGAAAAAGAACGUUUGAAUAAAUUGAAGAAAGCGGAGGAAUAUAACGAGUAUUUGACAAAUAAGCUUUAUUCCGGAGAGAAUCAGGCACAGGAAAGUGAAGAGGAGAAGGAAUCUGAAAAGCGAGAAGUUCCUACACCUCCUCCCGUGGUACCUAAAACAGCGUUUCCGCCGCCACCUGUCAGAGCUUCUACUCUUAAAGACGGUGGUAUAGAGGGCUGUGUAAAGCUCAAAGAUCCAGAAGGAGUGCAGGAAAAGGAGAAUAAACCAUUUGAGUUCCAUCGUAGAAGAACUUUUAAGAAAGUUGAAGAGGUUGUUGUGGAUCCUAUUCCGGUGUCAAUUUCUGAAAGUAAUAAUGUAUCAAAUGAAAUCCAGGCUGACGAGGAACUAAAUGAAACCAUAAUUAAAAAACCUUUAUCGAAACCAAAACCAAAACCAAAACCAAAACCAAAACCAAUACCAAUACCAAAGCCUAAGCCAAAACCUAAUGCUACAAUCUCAACAUCUGGAGGCCAAAAGAAACCACCAGUACCAAGACCAAGAAAUUUGGUAGCAGAAAUUGAAACUAAGCCUAAGGUUGAUGCACCAAGUGCUCCUAAGCCAAAGCCAGCAGUACCAGCCCCUAGGCGUAAACCGAAAGUCCCUGAAGUUCCUCCAAAGGCUCCUGAGGUGAAAGCGAAGCCAAAACCAGUUGUCAAGCCCAAACCAACGCAUCUCUCUAUGAAGAAGUCUGCUGCUGAUACUGCUUCUUAA
Saccharomycopsis crataegensis is the source of this 2172-nucleotide messenger RNA. It is a transcript of the gene AIM3, whose product is annotated as Aim3p. Gene Ontology annotation, biological process: barbed-end actin filament capping. The coding region runs from base 1 to 2172 and encodes 723 amino acids. Gene Ontology annotation, cellular component: actin cortical patch. The transcript has a single exon. Lineage: Eukaryota; Fungi; Ascomycota; Saccharomycetes; Ascoideales; Saccharomycopsidaceae. The record is from RefSeq and is a predicted model, not a curated record.